AUGAAACUCUUUCUAUUUAUUGUCAUUUGCCUCAUCUUAUCAUUACAAGUAUGCAUGAGCCAACAAUCCAUUGCAUACAAUAUUCCCGAUCCAGAUUGUACAGGCGUUUUCAAUCUAUGUACAGAUGCAGACAAAGAUCGACUGGGACGUUUAGCGAUCAAAGCCAUUCACGAGCAAAUGGAUGAUGAUAAAGAUGGCAUGAUUGAAGCAUCAGAGAGUAGUGAGGUAAGUUGAGCCAUUAGAAAGAGUUACUCUCACUUCCCAUAGAAUAUAUCUGUCAGCAACGGAAUACAAGAAUAUACUUGUUAGGUUCAUAAAUCGUUUGUUCUAUUGCACGCGUCCACAUGAUAUUUGAUCGUUCAUUU
Didymodactylos carnosus is the source of this 365-nucleotide messenger RNA. Lineage: Eukaryota; Metazoa; Rotifera; Eurotatoria; Philodinida; Philodinidae. The record is from the annotation of a GenBank genome assembly.